CGCCCGCCGGCCGCUUUCUGAAGGUCCAGUUAGCCCACCUGGAGACACCCGCACGCCUGGCCACUCCCUCACCGGAUGCCGGGACUCUCCUCACUCUAGGCCACUCCUAUUCUGUGGCUGACCCCUAGUGGUCACGUGGAGCUGUUCGCCACGCAGGUCUGGGUCCUACUGCGAUCGACUGGGGUCCUCGCUACCCUGGAGUCGCUUCUGAGCUGCCUGUUCGCGCGAGAAUUUGGUGGGGUCGGUUUCUGGAGGGGGCUCGCACGGCAGCGCCCCUGAACUCCGCUUAGGUGCCGGUUUGGGUCCGUGGAGCUGGAUCAGGCGGUCGCCGGGGCACCCGGUGUCUGGGAGGCUGUGAAGCGGUCUGGAAAAGACGGGACAGCCCCACUCCCCAGCAGCCAGGUGUAGGUUCGAGAGCCACCGCGGCCAAAGUGAGAGUCCGACGGUUUUCCAGCGCCUGGGCCACGGCGGCGGCCCUGGGAGCAGAGUUGCCACAUAGCCCUGGGAGCCACAGGCAGCCGACGCUAAAGCACCUACAUUUAGGACCUCACCUGUCGACGACAUAGUGUCGGAGACUGAACCCGAAAUCCAGAGGUCCCACCCAUCGCCCCGGGGUAAUCGGAGCCCUCAAACGCCAGAACAGAAGAGCCCCUUUGUUUCUCGGCCUUUUCCUGUGGAGCGACCCCAUCACGCUAAAGAUGAAAGGCUGGGGUUGGCUGGCCCUGCUUCUGGGGGCCUUGCUGGGAACUGCCUGGGCUCGGAGGAGCCAGGAUCUACACUGCGGAGCUUGCAGGGCUCUGGUGGAUGAACUAGAGUGGGAAAUCGCCCAGGUGGAUCCCAAGAAGACCAUUCAAAUGGGAUCUUUCCGCAUCAAUCCAGAUGGCAGCCAGUCAGUGGUGGAGGUGCCUUAUGCCCGCUCAGAAGCCCACCUCACAGAGCUGCUAGAAGAGGUAUGUGACCGGAUGAAGGAGUAUGGGGAACAAAUUGACCCUUCUACCCACCGCAAGAACUACGUACGUGUAGUGGGCCGAAAUGGAGAAUCGAAUGAACUGGACCUACAGGGCAUCCGAAUUGAUUCAGAUAUCAGCGGCACCCUCAAGUUUGCGUGUGAGAGCAUUGUGGAGGAGUAUGAGGAUGAACUCAUUGAAUUCUUUUCCCGAGAGGCUGACAAUGUUAAAGACAAACUUUGUAGUAAACGAACAGAUCUAUGUGACCAUGCCCUGCACAUAUCUCAUGAUGAGCUAUGAACUACUGGAGCAGCCUAGACCAGCUUGAUGGAUCACCCCCAGGAGGGGAAAUGGUGGCAAUGCCUUUUAUAUUAUGUUUUUACUGAAAUGAACUGAAAAAAUAUGAAUCCAAAAGUACAAA
Nycticebus coucang (slow loris) is the source of this 1368-nucleotide messenger RNA. RefSeq names its product canopy FGF signaling regulator 2 (gene CNPY2). The transcript has 7 exons. Gene Ontology annotation, cellular component: endoplasmic reticulum. Lineage: Eukaryota; Metazoa; Chordata; Mammalia; Primates; Lorisidae. The coding region runs from base 699 to 1247 and encodes 182 amino acids. The record is from RefSeq and is a predicted model, not a curated record.